AUGGAAAGCAGAGCAGUACACACGUGCGCGCGCGGCGCGGCGCGGAGCACACUCCUAGGUAACCCUUCACCGAUCCCAUCAGUCUGGAUCGUGGACUCUGGACUCUUUGAAGGCGACAAGAAAACCGCACCGGCGCAGACAGACCGUCGUACCGUCACCUCACUUUCUCUCAACGUCCAUGCACACACGCACAAUCUCGUCGUCAUCGUGUUUCUCCUCCAAUCCCGAAACCUCUGCCUUCCCGACCCAACAGAAUAUGACACAAGCCUGUACCACGGCGGCCUGCUUUGCAAAUCGCACGACAGGAUUCGCUUUGUGUGA
This is a messenger RNA of Aaosphaeria arxii CBS 175.79, 321 nucleotides long. RefSeq lists its product as uncharacterized. Bases 1 to 321 code for a protein of 106 amino acids. The transcript has a single exon. NCBI's taxonomy places the organism in Eukaryota, Fungi, Ascomycota, Dothideomycetes, Pleosporales. The record is from RefSeq and is a predicted model, not a curated record.